Molecule: messenger RNA, 3303 nt
Organism: Vicugna pacos (alpaca)
Lineage: Eukaryota; Metazoa; Chordata; Mammalia; Artiodactyla; Camelidae
Source: RefSeq, a predicted model, not a curated record
AGAAUGCACCUUCCCAUGUGCGUGCUGGCCAUUCAUAGUGGGAUUCCUUCAAUGGUAAAGAUGGAAACUCAGGAAGGGGACGUGCGUGGGCUGUGGAGCUGCAUUCCCCUCUGACACACUGAGGCGGGAGCGGCAGCCCAGUUGGGGACUCAUCUGAACAAUUCAGAAGGGACAAUCUGCCCUUCGGGAAAAGCGGGUCCGGCAGCCCCGGGGCCCGGUUCUCUAGUGGCUGCUGACAGCGUGCCCACUGGGGAACUGCCUGCUUCUUCAUUUUGAACUUUGAGUGCCCUUGUUGCCCAUACCUGCUGGCCUCAGGGUAAGCCUGGGUUUGGGAGCCCGCUGGGUUCUGUUUUAUCUGCUCCGCGUUAGCAGUACCAGCUCAUCCAUCACGUGCCAGGGGAAGCCUGUUGCAUUUUCUGAUACUCCCAGAGAGAACAGAGCUCCUGGCAGCUCUAUUAAAUGUAAUUUCACUUACAUAUGAGAGCAGUGUGGUCUGGAAAGGACACAGGUGCCAACUUGAUGGAGAUCCCAGUGGCUCGAUCUGGGACACUUCGAGCAAGAAAAUAGUCAUCGUAAUAGAUUGUGACCCAGAAAAUAAAAUAAAUAUCCAUCAGUCCAUGCUGAGAUAAAUAAGUGAUUAAACAGAGACAGAAAUGGAGGUGGAAGUGAAAGCUCAUCCUUAGAGCAGAAUUCCAGCUGUUCAGGCUAAAGGGGGUGACUGGACUAGAAAAUGACCUUUAGCACACAUCACACUGAUGGACCACGGGUGGCUGCAGAGGCUGUGGAGUGAAGUAUGACACGAAACAGGAUAUUUGCAAAGCCUCAGAGUAUCUCCCUUCAAGACGCUGAUUCGUUACAAAGGGCAGCAGCAGCUCUGCGGGGGAGAGGCCCGGUGGGCAGCACCUCGACCAUGUGGCCAAGGGCAGCGGCCCCAGUGAGGGGCCCGGCUGGCACCAAGUGCCCCGGUGUGAUGCGCUGAGCGGGACACCAGAUCACUCCUGCCAAACAGCCUCGACCUAAUUGUGAGAAAGCAUCAGGCAGACUGGAAGUGGGUUCUGGGGUCACUCUGCCUCUGUUCAUACCUGGCCAUCCUGCUUGCCAGCUGUGCGACUUUGGAAAGUCACCUCAUUUCUGCUUACCUCAGUUUCCUUGUCUGUAAAACAAGGUACCCAGCUGGUGUACAGCUCAGACGGUUAUCAUGUGGAUUAAAUGUUAAUUUAGUUGAUUAAGUGUGAAUACAUGCACAGUGCCACAGCGGGGCCUCGGCGCAGAGUAAGGGCUGUGCUGUUACAUGUGGUUCCAUGUGACACCAGCGGCAUCUUCUGCUGACCUUAGGGCUAUUUUCUUUCUUUCUUUCUUUUUUUUCCCUCUCACUGUGCUUCUGGAAGCUUUCUGAUGCAGGCCCUGGUGCUGGUUCCUCCUCCAACCAGCUGUUUUGCUCUAAAAGCAUUUCCCACCCCACCAGCAGGCGGGUGAAGCCAAACCAGCACCAGCACCCGUGCCUUAAGGGUCAUCCACUCUUGAAGGAAUCAGAGUAACUGUUCUCUCACUUAGCAUUGUUGGAAAGACAGAGCUCAUGUCACCAUAGAACUUUCUGUGGCCAGUUUCCCUUAUUCCCAGCAUGGAGUCCAGACCGUUCUGGGCUUGUGAGACCUUGUGCUUUGGGGGGGUGGUGUGGAUCUGCCUCACAAUGACCUGUCUGAGCUCUCACCCCAUGUCACAUUUUAGCAUCUGUUUGGCCAGUAAGGCUGCAGCACACACACCGGCCUCAUUCCCCACUUGGCCUUACCUUUGAUGUCACAAUCUGACCUGCGGAUAUUAAUCUGGCUACAGCUACUCACAGACCAGAUGACAGAGUCAAUAGGCCCACCACAGUAAGAUGUGGAAGAGAACUGACCAUCAACCGAAGAUCAAAGCAGGGGAUGGGCCUCAGGCUGGCCAGUUCAAGGAACUGGGUCCAGCGGAACCUGCCGUGCCACACCCUCUCAAGCUGUCAGAAUUCCAGAGCUUCUCAGUGUUCGAGGACAUCAGCCAUCACAUCAAAGAGGAGGGGGCCCAACUGGUAAAGAAAGUCAAUGCCAUCUUUCAGCUGGACAUCACCAAGGAUGGGAAGAUCAUCCUGCAGUGGACCAUCGAUCUGAAGACUGGUUCUGGGGACAUGUACCUAGGACCCGCCAGGCUCCCAGCAGACACUGUCUUCACAAUCCCGGAGCCUGUCUUUAUGGAGUUGGUUUUGGGCAAAAUGAACCCUCAGAAGGCUUUCCUUGCCGGCAAGUUCAAAGUGAGUGGCAAAGUUCUGCUUGGCCAGAAGCUGGAGAGGGUUUUCAAAGACUGGGCUAAAUAUUAAGCAUGCAAUACUACCAAGGAAGUGAUCAGAACUUCUCUCUGAUCAGAAUGUUGAGCAGAAGUCAUGCUUAAACUGAAGAUUAAAACAAAAAGUAUUCAAUAUUUUUACUCAAAUUCUUCCUAUUCAAGUUUGAUUAAUUUUCCUGCUGAUAUGUAAAUUUGGAGUGAGCGUUCUAGAGCAGUAAAGAGUGUUGGAGUGUAUUACCCAAAAUCUUUGUCUUUUUCUUUUCUUAGAUUCAUUUAUGCCAUCGUGUGGUAGGGUCAACGCCCCAGUUAGAGAAAUGGGUGGUUUUGACAGUUGGAUUUAAAUGCUCCGAUGAUUGAUUUCCUGAAACUUUGUUUUGUUUUCGUUUUCAGUCGGGUGCUUUGGGAAGGAAGUGGUGACCGUCCUUGGGCAGGUCUGCAUUCCCAUUGGUAGCUCGGUCCUUCGAGGAGACUCUAACACGGGCUUGCGCGGCUCUCGGAGGGGGUGCGCCCCAGCCGUGUGGGUGGAACAGGGCCAUAGAGGGCCUGUGCUCCUGGCGCAGCAUGACUUCUGACGGGUUUAAUUCCAGGGGAGUCAAAGGGCCUGAAAGGUGUUCUAGGCUACUGGUUCUUAAUCCAGAACAUGCAUCGGAUUACUUGGAAGGCUGGGGGAACCCAAACUGCGGGGCCCCCUCAGAGUCUUAGCUCUGGGUGUAGACCCAGGAGAUACACGUUCCCAGCAAGUUCCCGGGUGAUGCCGAUGGGACCACCCUCGCAGAGCUCCCGCUCUGGUUCGUCCGCAGCCUCAGUGUUGAUCAUAACCACUCUGCUCUAGACCAGUAAGAUGCUGCCAGUUUUAAAGGACCUCCUGCAGACAGAUGACAUAGCCCUCUUGGGGGCCGUUUCUGGAGUGUCAGGAGCUUGUGUACUGAGCAUUUUACAAAAUCAAAGGUCAUGCUGGGAGAUUUUCCCUUCUGGGAACCCUCUCCACGC